This is a messenger RNA of Cephus cinctus (wheat stem sawfly), 843 nucleotides long. RefSeq names its product histone H3. The record is from RefSeq and is a predicted model, not a curated record. The coding region runs from base 32 to 442 and encodes 136 amino acids. NCBI's taxonomy places the organism in Eukaryota, Metazoa, Arthropoda, Insecta, Hymenoptera, Cephidae. Gene Ontology annotation, cellular component: nucleosome. Gene Ontology annotation, molecular function: structural constituent of chromatin; protein heterodimerization activity; DNA binding. The transcript has a single exon.
GUGAGAUACAGUGAAUUAUUUUAUUUGAGAAAUGGCUCGUACCAAGCAGACUGCAAGGAAAUCGACUGGCGGGAAGGCUCCAAGAAAGCAACUUGCUACCAAGGCUGCUCGUAAGAGUGCACCGGCUACUGGCGGAGUGAAGAAACCUCAUCGCUACAGACCUGGAACUGUCGCCCUGCGUGAAAUCCGUAGAUACCAGAAAAGCACGGAAUUACUGAUCCGCAAGUUGCCAUUCCAGCGACUUGUUCGUGAAAUUGCACAGGACUUCAAGACCGAUCUGCGCUUCCAGAGCUCUGCUGUUAUGGCACUUCAGGAAGCUAGCGAGGCAUACUUGGUAGGAUUGUUUGAAGAUACCAAUUUGUGUGCAAUCCAUGCCAAACGUGUUACCAUCAUGCCUAAGGAUAUUCAACUGGCUCGCCGAAUUCGUGGAGAACGUGCUUAAACGCAAUACGAUUAACAUCUUCGUAUCAAAAAACGGCCCUUUUCAGGGCCAUUAACAUGUCAUACAAGGAUACAUUCUAGGUUCAUAAUAUAAAAGUAAUGUUAGGCAUUUUUUUGAAACAAGUUAUUUCUUGAUUUAUCUAAUUUCACAUUUACAAGAUAUUUUUAUUACUGAAAUUCACAGUAUCAGAAACAGGCGUAACAAAAUAUUAACAAUAGUGACUUCAUUUCUAUCAAUAAAUGCGACGCGUAAUUCUCUUUGAGGUUAUAUAUAUAUAUAAUAAGGCGGGAAACUCCAGCCAAUCCUCUUGUUCCCAAGCGGCGCUUGAGGUUAGCCAACCAAGAAUAAGCAUAACAACGCCAUCUAUUUUAAAACCUGAACAAAGUUGUUGAUAACAGAGA